ACACUCCGGUCACACUGUUUGUGUUUAUUUACUUUCACAGAUUAUUGAAAUUCGCUUAAAACUAAAAGAAGUUAGUUUAUUUAUAAUUUAACAUGCCAAAAGUAGUCUCGCGCAGCAUCGUUUGCUCCGAUACUAAGGACCAGGAAGAAUACAAUGAGGAGAAACCACUAAACAUAUACUACUGCCUGUGCAGCAAGAUGGCUUUGAUAUUGGAUUGCACCCUGGACCAGUUGCCGCUACGAGAGGUGGACAAUGCCCGUGUGAUUAAUGCUAACGAGCACGCGAAUAAACUGACCUACAAUCCCACGCCAAAGAUGCUCUACAUAAAGCGAAAGAGUAGGGGCAACGCGAUAGAGAAACAGUAUCGGUAUAAGUGCCGCAGCUGCAAUUUGCCACUCUACUAUCGCCAUAGCCCAGACUCCCAAGUGACCUUUGUUAUGUUCAAUGCCCUGAUACGCAACAAAGGCGACGCGCCCAUGGCCCAACUCCUAAGUUCAGUGGGCAACGGCAAGAGCAAUACAAAGCCUGCGGCCGCAAAACCAGCUGGAUCCACCGCAGGCGCCGAGGAUUCCGGUAUAGUGGACGCCAGUGGAAAGAAGGUCAUGGUAACGAGACACACAAAGAAUAUGGGCAAGUUUAGCUCGGUAACGGUGUCCACCAUUGACGAGGAGGAAGACGAAAUUGAAGCGCGUGAGAUUGCCGACAGCUACGCAAACAAUGCGCGAAUCAUAGAGAAGCAGUUGCAGCGGAAAGGCGGAAAACUCAGCGACGUGGGCGUCAAAGGAAAGCCAGAAGAUGCGCCCCCGCCUCAAAAGAAACAGCGCGGCACACUACUGGAGAGAUAGUCAGCAUUGUGUUCGCCAAAUAAAAUAUCCUCGUGUCUAAA
Molecule: messenger RNA, 886 nt
Organism: Drosophila serrata
Lineage: Eukaryota; Metazoa; Arthropoda; Insecta; Diptera; Drosophilidae
Product: STING ER exit protein
Biological process (GO): endoplasmic reticulum to Golgi vesicle-mediated transport; endoplasmic reticulum membrane organization
Source: RefSeq, a predicted model, not a curated record